Molecule: messenger RNA, 992 nt
Organism: Pyricularia oryzae 70-15
Lineage: Eukaryota; Fungi; Ascomycota; Sordariomycetes; Magnaporthales; Pyriculariaceae
Exons: 2
Coding region: 391-609 (72 amino acids)
Source: RefSeq, a predicted model, not a curated record
UACGUCUCUAACUCGAUCGUCACUGUUUGUAGACGCGGAUCACAUACAGAAAGUCUGAGGAAGAUCUGUGCAUUCCUAAGGCCAACAACUCCUUGGCAUGACUCUCACUAAAUCCCGCCAUUGCCACUCGGCACUCUUUGAGUGAUGGAUUUUGUGGAGUUUAUGAUAGCAAGCUUGUCCAGACGGGCAUGUACCGGGGAAGCUGACAAGCCUUCCGGGCUCGCCGCUUGUGCCCUCUGAACGUGAUACCAGCUGGGUAUCUAACCUUUCGGGGCAACCUGUGGUCUAGACUAGGCUGUGGAGAGAGAUGCCUCUGCAUCACGUACAUCUGCAGGCGUCUGGGGCGCAAGGACGGCGCUGUCGGUUAUUUUUGUUGUUUUGUCCAAAUCCAUGUCGGCUAUCGAUGCUGAAGAAGCCAAUGCACUGGCUUACUCUUUGGAGAUUCCAGGUAAUCCAUCCAUCUAUAUCGGGUGGUGGCAGGUAAAUGACGGAGGUAUUGGAAGAAAGCCGGGAUCAGCGUGGGAAAGGCAAGUUUCAUGCAAACAGUCGCUUGCCACUAGUCCAAAGACGGCGGUUAUCGUCUCGACCUGCGUGGUCAUGAAGACCUGACCAGCAGCAUCACACUGGUGAAUUUGGGCGGCUGUGCUCAAACACUCUGGCAAUACAAGUUAUGACUGGGAAGAGCCUUGCCGCCUUCGAGGUAGCAGUUUAUACCACGUUAUUGCUGGCUACACCACUGCAUUAGCUUCUAUCAGUUCGAGCCCCGGGAUGGAGUUGUUGCAACCGUAGUUGUUGUGGUGAAUAGUACGCCAUGGGUUAUAUUCGCGGGGUCACUGAUGUACUGUCAGUUCGAAAUAUAUCCAGCUACCUUGGUGCAUGAUAUAUCUCUAGUGCUAAAAGAGUGUUCCGUUCACAGGUAUUUUCGCCUGGACCAUACCUUACUGCUCGUUGGCGAUCGCUACAUAUACAAUGUUACUUCAUGUGGGAUGUGA